GCGUCCUGGCAUCGGGCCCCUGCCACGUUUACCUUAGCCCACCCCUUGGGAAUUAGCUGCAUUUUACCCCAGCUUCUCGGUCCCUGCGUAUUGGUUCCCCCGCCCGCUGGUCAGGCGCGCCAUAAUGAGGUAAAAAAAAAAAAAUACCAAAUAUUUCGCAGUAAAUAAAUACUAUGGGACGCUCCGCCAGACCCGGCCAGGGAUUUCCCCAGCUUCUCGGCUGCUGCCGCUCCUUGCUCUGCCCUGUCCGGAUCACACCUCGCGUCCUGUUUGCGUACUGCUGCUUCUUUCUCAUCAUCACCUUCCUCCUAGGCAUCAGAAUGCACCUCAAAGGCUAUCUGUCCGCAGCCCUCUACGGGUUGCCAGCGCUGUCGCAAGCUGCCGCAGCAGCGAAGUCGACAGGAGACCCUUUCCAGCUCUACACCAUUAGCGCGGAAAACAUCACCGCCAAGUUCAUCCCAUACGGUGCACGCUUGACGUCCCUACUUGUCCCUGACCGUAACGGCAAUUUACAAGAUGUUGUCGUGGGCUAUGAUGACCCCAAGCAGUAUCUCAAAGACACUGAAACCAAUCAUACCUACUUCGGUGCAGUCGUCGGCCGGUACGCCAACCGGAUCAAGAACGGUACUUUCUCAAUUGGUCCAGACGUGUACCAUGUGCCAGAAAACGAGAAUGGUGGCGAAGAUACACUCCACGGAGGUACCGUGGGCUAUGACCAGCGCAAUUGGACAGUCAGCGCAUACACCAAUUCCUCCAUUACCUUCACCUUGGUUGAUCGUGCAUUCGAGGACUUUCCCGGAGAUGUCAUCACCCAUGCUACCUUCAGCGUCCAGACGGAAGUCACAACUGAAAAUCCCCAAGGUCUCCCUCAGCUGACUACCAAGCUCGUCUCUCUUGCCUUGACUGAGACGACCCCAAUCAUGCUUGCCAAUCACAUUUACUGGAACCUGAAUGCCUUCAAAGAUGAGAAUGUUCUCGAGGAUACUUGGCUGCAGCUGCCUCUCUCCAAGCGGAUCGUUGGUACCAACGGUAUCCUGAUCCCCAAUGGCACCAUCUUAGACGUCGACGUCUACAACGGCGCCCCCGACUUCACCAACGGCAAACUUGUGGGUCAGGAUAUCAAGGAAACAGAUGGCCUAUGCGGAACCGACUGCACCGGUUACGAUACCUGCUUCAUCGUUGACCGACCCCCUCAAUAUGCUGCUCGCAACUCCAUAGUCCCCAUCAUCCACAUGAACUCCAGCACCACCGGAAUCAGCCUAGACGUUGCAACGAACCAGCAAGCACUCCAAAUCUACUCUUGCAAUAGCCAGAACGGCACCAUCCCCGUCAAGCAGUCCCAAAUCAAGCGCAACGAGGCCGAGGGUGUCGAUGGCGCCGAGUACGUCAACAAGUAUGGCUGUAUCGUUAUUGAAACUGAGGGUUGGAUCGACGGCAUCAACAACCCCCAAUGGGGUCAGCUGCCCGACCAGAUCUACUCUCCUGAAACAGGCCCUGCCGUUAAUUGGGCGACUUACCAAUUCGGCACCGUUUGAGUGGUAAGCGCGGCUUGUUCGGAAACUUGUCUGAUCUCCGUUCAAUACUCUUAAUCUUAGGGUGGAAGUCUGAGCCCUUGGUUCUCCGUUCUUUACCUAGAUCACCUCCUGUAAAUCCGUGGUCGUGUACAUAAUCCAAUACGCCGUAUGUCUGGUCUGGCAUGAGACGUAUAGACUUCUACGCUAAACGUGUUUGAGAAAAUCUGAUGAAAGACAUCUAAA
Molecule: messenger RNA, 1757 nt
Organism: Aspergillus ibericus CBS 121593
Lineage: Eukaryota; Fungi; Ascomycota; Eurotiomycetes; Eurotiales; Aspergillaceae
Product: aldose epimerase family protein
Exons: 2
Coding region: 174-1535 (453 amino acids)
Biological process (GO): beta-D-galactose catabolic process via UDP-galactose, Leloir pathway; glucose metabolic process
Molecular function (GO): aldose 1-epimerase activity; carbohydrate binding
Source: RefSeq, a predicted model, not a curated record